This is a messenger RNA of Choloepus didactylus (southern two-toed sloth), 1944 nucleotides long. RefSeq names its product iodotyrosine deiodinase (gene IYD). Gene Ontology annotation, biological process: thyroid hormone metabolic process. Gene Ontology annotation, molecular function: oxidoreductase activity. The transcript has 5 exons. NCBI's taxonomy places the organism in Eukaryota, Metazoa, Chordata, Mammalia, Pilosa, Megalonychidae. The coding region runs from base 74 to 943 and encodes 289 amino acids. The record is from RefSeq and is a predicted model, not a curated record.
UUCCUGUUCUAUCUCGGUUUCUUUAAAUACCUUGGUAAGAAGUCUGCAAGUGCUCCACUUCCAACUCGCCACGAUGCUCUCUCUGACCCCAGUCCUGGUAGCAGUCAUCUGCAUUUUGGUGGUGUGGAUCUUUAAAAACGCUGACAGCAGUAGAGAGAGAAGGAAGGGGGAGACUGGAACCUGGGAUCAGGCCCAGCCCGGGGUGGAUGAAGACUUAAAAGACAGCUCAGAUCUCCACCACGAGGAAGAAGAUGCUGAUGAAUGGCAAGAGUCAGAAGAAAACAUUGAACAUAUCCCAUUCUCCCACACCCGGUACUCUGAGAAAGAAAUGGCUAAGAGAUCCCAGGAAUUUUAUGAACUUCUCGAUAAGAGGCGAUCUGUCAGGUUCAUAAGUGAUGAGCAAGUCCCAAUGGAAGUCAUCGACAAUGUCAUCAAGGCAGCAGGAACAGCCCCAAGUGGAGCCCAUACAGAGCCAUGGACCUUUGUGGUUGUGAAGGACCCAGACAUGAAGCAUAAGAUUCGGGAGAUCAUCGAGGAAGAAGAGGAAAUCAACUACACGAAAAGAAUGGGGCACAGAUGGGUCACAGACCUGAAGAAAUUGAGAACCAACUGGAUUAAAGAGUACUUGGACACAGCCCCUGUUUUGAUUCUCAUUUUCAAACAAGUGCAUGGUUUUGCUGCAAAUGGCAAGAAAAGGGUCCACUACUACAACGAGAUCAGCGUUUCCAUUGCUUGUGGCAUCCUCCUGGCCGCGCUGCAGUACGCAGGCCUGGUUACUGUCACCACAACCCCUCUCAACUGCGGCCCUCGACUGAGGGUGCUCCUGGGUCGCCCCACAAAUGAAAAGCUGCUGAUGCUGCUCCCCGUGGGGUACGCCAGCCAAGAGGCCACUGUGCCCGACCUAAAGCGGAAACCUCUGGAUCAGAUCUUGGUGACCGUGUAGACGCGAGACCGUGAAAGGAGCCGCUCGGUGACGCCGUCCUGACCUCUCUCCUGGGCUCACUGGGUCCUCUCAGAUUUAUUGCUGCUUUUCCUGUAGAUGUUGAAUCUUCUCAGCACUCCAGCCCACGGGGGCGGCCACUCCCUCUGGCAUAGGGGGUCCCGUCAGGUUCAGGUCUGUUUCUGAUAGUGUGAUUAGGAUGCACACAGUAAGACAGCAGCGUGCAGUACUCAUCAACGUCUUGUCCACUCUGGAAAUACAUUCAGGUUUGACUAAGAACAUGCCCCAGAUUUUAGGCUUUAAAAAUUUUUUCCAGAAAAUCACUGGCGCUUUUUAUCGUUUGCUUUUAUACACAAUGGAAAGAGUCAACAGGUAAUUUGAUGUAACCCCAAGAACUUAGCCACGUGAGGAUUCUUGAAUUUAAAUUUAGACUAAUCAAAUGGCCUUCCACCCUCUGAUUUCUGGUGGCUUUUUAACAAAGGAUUGACUUUUGAGAUACAUUCUUUUACUGAUCUUGGAUAGUCUGUCAGUUUUUUUCACCCCUCCAAAGACUCAGAAACUGUACUUUAUGGUAAUAUUCAGAAACUCGUUCACAAAACUGGAAGAUUCUUGGGGUGUCAAUUAAUUAAACUACACAAACUAAAUUCACAUGAGACUGAUGUAUAACCUACAACAUUUCUAACAGGUGUAGCAUUUCAAAGACAGUUUUGCAAUUUCUGAUCUCUUAUCUAAAAAAUGUCUGUGCCCAACAAAAUUCUGAACUGAUCAUCAGUCUGAAAAAUGGAUAAGUAGCAGUUAUCAGAAAAGAGAUGUGUAUUUGAUGUUCUCCUUUUUCAAAUGCUUUCUAUUCAAUUUACUACAUGUAUAGCACAGUUUUCCAACUUGAGUUAUGAGUAUUUUUACCAAAACUAAGCUAUUAAAAUUUGGAACAAGAUUCAUUUGUACCUGUCAGUUUCAGAAAUUCAAAAAUGGAUUUUUUACUACCCAUAAUUAAAUUUUUUUAA